AUGAGGUUCAACAUAGAAUACACCACUGACUCUGCCGACAGCGACCUGCCCGUGCUUUUCCCAUAUCCGAAAAUCUAUCCAGAGCAAUAUGCCUACAUGUGCGACCUCAAACGGACCCUCGAUGCGGGUGGCCACUGUGUGUUGGAGAUGCCCUCGGGUACUGGGAAGACCAUCUCGCUGCUGUCGUUGAUCGUCGCUUACCAGCAGUACUACCCGGAGAAGCGGAAACUUGUCUACUGCUCCCGUACCAUGUCCGAGAUCGAGAAGGCCUUGGCCGAGCUGAAGGCCCUCAUGAAAUACCGCACCGACCAGCUCGGCUACGAGGAGGAGUUCAGGGGCCUGGGCUUGACCAGCCGAAAGAACCUCUGUCUCCACCCCUCCGUCAAGCGGGAGAAGAGCGGAAACGUUGUCGACGCCCGUUGCCGGAGCCUGACGGCUGGUUUUGUGAAGGAGAAGAAGGAGCGUGGCGAGGAUGUCGAACUCUGCGUCUACCAUGACAAUCUUGACCUUCUCGAGGCUCACAACCUCAUACCAAACGGCGUCUGGACCUUUGAUGGUCUCUUGCGCUAUGGCGAGCAGCACCAACAAUGUCCUUACUUCACAGCGCGUCGCAUGAUGCAAUUCUGCAACGUGAUCAUCUACUCAUAUCACUAUCUGCUCGACCCCAAAAUCGCGGAGCGCGUCUCCAAGGACUUGUCCAAAGACUGCAUUGUCGUCUUUGACGAGGCUCAUAACAUCGACAACGUCUGCAUCGAGUCGCUAAGCACUGACAUCACUGAGGAUUCGCUAAGGAAGGCUACGCGUGGCGCUCAAAAUCUCGAGACAAAGAUCAACCACAUGAGAGAGACUGAUCAGCGGGCGCUUGAGAACGAGUACCAGAAGCUGGUGGACGGUCUCAGAGAGGCAGAUGAGGCUCGCCAAGAGGAUGCUCUCAUGGCAAACCCUGUAUUGCCUGAGGACUUGUUGAAGGAGGCAGUACCCGGCAACAUACGUAGGGCGGAGCAUUUCGUGGCCUUUUUAAAGAGGUUCAUUGAGUAUCUAAAGACGCGUAUGAAGGUCCGACAGGUCAUCUCCGAGACGCCGCCCUCGUUCCUCGCCCACCUGAAGGAGUUUACCUUCAUCGAAAAGAAACCGCUCAGAUUCUGUGCCGAACGCCUCACGUCCCUCGUCAGAACACUCGAGCUCACCAACAUCGAGGACUAUCAGCCCUUACAGGAGGUAGCUACCUUUGCUACACUUGUUGCCACCUACGAGAAGGGGUUUCUUCUUAUUUUGGAGCCGUAUGAGUCCGACACGGCCGAGGUACCUAACCCUGUCCUCCACUUCACCUGCCUAGACGCAGCCAUUGCCAUCAAACCCGUAUUUGAUCGAUUCAGCUCUGUUAUCAUCACCUCCGGUACCAUAUCGCCCCUCGAGAUGUACCCAAAGAUGCUGGGCUUCACCACGGUGGUCCAAGAGUCAUACAGCAUGACGCUGGCUCGGCGGUCUUUUUUGCCAAUGAUAGUGACAAGGGGCAGCGACCAGGCUGCCAUUUCUACCAGCUUCCAGGUGCGCAACGAGCCGAGUGUGGUGCGCAACUAUGGCAAUCUCUUAACGGAGUUUGCCAAGACCACACCGGAUGGCCUCGUUGUCUUCUUCCCGUCCUACCUGUACAUGGAAUCCAUUAUCAGUAUGUGGCAGGGUAUGGGCAUCUUGAACGAGGUCUGGAAGUACAAACUCAUACUCGUCGAGACUCCGGACGCCCAGGAGACCUCACUCGCACUAGAAACAUACCGCACUGCAUGCUGCAACGGUCGCGGUGCCGUCUUGUUGUGUGUCGCUCGAGGGAAGGUAUCAGAGGGCAUCGACUUCGAUCACCAGUACGGCCGAACAGUGCUGUGCAUGGGCGUCCCCUUCCAGUACACGGAAUCCCGUAUUCUCAAGGCUCGCCUGGAAUUCCUGAGGGAGACCUACCGCAUCCGAGAGAACGACUUCCUGUCCUUCGACGCCAUGCGUCACGCGGCGCAGUGUCUCGGACGAGUGUUGAGGGGCAAAGACGAUUACGGCAUCAUGGUGCUGGCAGACAGGCGAUUCCAGAAGAAGCGAGGGCAGCUCCCAAAAUGGAUCAACCAGGCUCUGUUGGACUCUGACAGCAACCUCAGCACAGAUAUGGCAGUCAGCAGUGCCAGGCGUUUUUUAAGAAGCAUGGCACAGCCUUUCAGGGCCAAGGACCAGGAGGGAAUAAGUACCUGGAGCGAAUCUGACCUCAAGAAGCACCAGGAGCAGCUCGACGAGCAGCAGAUACAAGAACUAAGGGAUGCACAAGUCAACGGAGCUGGUACCUUCAACCAGCAGGCAGCAGGAGAGGGGUUUGAUUACUUCGGGGAUGAUGAUCUGGAUGACGGUUUGAUGGAGAUUGAUGGCUUGUAAAUUAGGUCUCAUGUGGUGAUUGACGCUGGUACUGCUACCGAUCACCCUUUUGGCUCGUUAUGCUCAAGGAUCUAGAAUCCUUGCCUUCUCGGCCAACUCCUCUGCUAGUCUGAGCAAGUAGAAUUGCUUGCAAGAAUCAGGAACUUUGCCAAAGGCAUUCACUAUCCG
Molecule: messenger RNA, 2577 nt
Organism: Cryphonectria parasitica EP155
Lineage: Eukaryota; Fungi; Ascomycota; Sordariomycetes; Diaporthales; Cryphonectriaceae
Product: DNA repair helicase RAD3
Exons: 8
Coding region: 1-2409 (802 amino acids)
Biological process (GO): positive regulation of mitotic recombination; transcription by RNA polymerase II; nucleotide-excision repair
Cellular component (GO): nucleus
Molecular function (GO): damaged DNA binding; DNA helicase activity; hydrolase activity, acting on acid anhydrides, in phosphorus-containing anhydrides
Source: RefSeq, a predicted model, not a curated record